AUGGAACAAAUUUCAAUCUCUGAGUUAAAAGAUGAACUCAAUGAGAUCGAUGUCGACAGUAUUAAAUUGGAUGCUGUUAUUCAAUUGAAAACAUGGCAAAAGAAAAUGCAUUCACUAAUUAAUAAGACAUACGCAGAUCGUAUGCAUGAAAUUGAUUCGAUAGUAUCGAACGCUGCAAAUGAAGUCAGAGAAAAACAAAAUCAACUCAGACAUUGCCAGAAAAAUGAUCGCGAUACACUUACUCAAUUAAAAGCCGAUAUUGAUUCAUUAAAAUCGAGUAUCGUUAUUAUCGAAUCAAUUCCAGAUAAUUUCGAACAGCGAAUCGAACGUACCGUCCGUGUGUGUACACGUAAUGAAGAUGCUGAUACAGAUGAUGUUUUUAUUGAUGAAGAAGAAGAAGACGAUGAUGAUGAACCUGUUAUCGUGGAUAUCGAUCGACACGAAACGCGAUCUGGAGAUAAAAUUCUUGUUGUUGCCACUGCACCUACACCCGUCUCUACUCGAGAAGGAACAGUUUCAAGAAUCUUCAAUUCUCGACCAGUACAAAAUGCCAUUGCAACCGGUAUCACCAGAACUUUGGUUAAUGUGGGUACAAUCGCUGCUACGAGUACGACCACAGUGGCUGCAACAACAAUGGCUAAAACAGCAUUGAUUGCUACAGCUUGUGGUGUUGGAACAGUGGCAUACGGUGUGGGAAAGAUUGCAAUGGGAACAACAAGAAAAGUUUGGUCACUGGUCAUGUCAUCGGAUGAUUAA
This is a messenger RNA of Adineta ricciae, 756 nucleotides long. The record is from the annotation of a GenBank genome assembly. Lineage: Eukaryota; Metazoa; Rotifera; Eurotatoria; Adinetida; Adinetidae.